Molecule: messenger RNA, 1932 nt
Organism: Dendrobium catenatum
Lineage: Eukaryota; Viridiplantae; Streptophyta; Magnoliopsida; Asparagales; Orchidaceae
Product: proline--tRNA ligase, chloroplastic/mitochondrial
Exons: 11
Coding region: 124-1776 (550 amino acids)
Biological process (GO): prolyl-tRNA aminoacylation
Cellular component (GO): cytoplasm; aminoacyl-tRNA synthetase multienzyme complex; mitochondrion
Molecular function (GO): ATP binding; proline-tRNA ligase activity
Source: RefSeq, a predicted model, not a curated record
UUUUGAGUGAAAAUGAGUUUUUCGGUGGGGAUGACCUAAGAUCCAAAAGGCUAUCCUGUAUUUCGCCUUCAACACACUGUCACUGCCACGCCUCACCUAUAAUCCUUGCCAAGGGCCAAGGCCAUGGUGGCUCUCUGCCUUCCCUCGCUCCACCUCUUCUUCUAUCCCUCUUCCAGCUUCCGCUCCUCCUUCUAUUCUCCAUAUAAGACUCCCAUAUCUUUACCCAAGCUCUGCGCGUCCCUGAUUGCCAGGGAAGAAGUUCCAGAGGCGGAGGAGCCGCCUUUACCUUCUUCUUUAAGGGGAGUUGAUCGAAAACCCUCGUCUAUUCCUGAAGGCGCAGUGACCCCACUCUCGGUGGACUUCAAUGCUUGGUACCUUGAUGUCAUCGCGAAGGCAGAGCUCGCCGAUUACGGUCCCGUACGCGGAACCAUGGUAAUCCGGCCGUAUGGAUAUGCUAUAUGGGAAGCGAUACAGGAGUAUUUGAAUGCAAAGUUUAAGGAGACUGGACACAGUAACAUGUACUUCCCUCAGUUCAUACCGUACUCAUUUAUAGAAAAGGAAGCCAGCCAUGUUGAAGGUUUCAGUCCAGAAUUAGCAGUAGUGACCAUUGGAGGAGGAAAGGAGCUUGAAGAAAAACUUGUGGUAAGGCCAACUAGUGAAACAAUUGUGAAUCACAUGUUUACUCAAUGGAUUCAGAGCUAUCGGGAUCUUCCUAUAAUGAUUAACCAGUGGGCUAAUGUUACAAGAUGGGAAAUGAGGACUAAGCCAUUUAUAAGGACUCUUGAGUUUCUGUGGCAGGAAGGGCAUACUGCCCAUGCCACUGCUGAGGAGGCUGAAAAAGAGGCAUUGCAGAUGAUUGAUGUGUAUAAAAAAUUUGCUUAUGAGCAAGCUGCGAUACCUGUUAUUGCAGGUAGAAAAUCGAAGGCAGAGACAUUUGCUGGUGCUUCCUGUACCUAUACAAUUGAAGCCAUGAUGGGUGAUAGAAAAGCCUUGCAAGCAGGAACUAGUCAUAACCUUGGCCAGAAUUUUUCUCGUGCGUUUGAAACUCAGUUCACAGAUGAAAAUGGAGAGAGGCAACAUGUUUGGCAAACUUCUUGGGCUAUUAGUACUCGCUUUGUUGGUGGCAUUAUCAUGACACAUGGAGAUGAUACUGGCUUAAUGCUUCCUCCCAGGCUGGCACCAAUACAAGUUGUAAUAGUUCCAAUUUGGAAGAAAGGCAAUGAGAGAAUUGGAGUUCUUUCUACUGCUGCAUCAGUUGAACAAAUUCUGAAAUCUGCAGAGAUCAAAGUCAAAAUUGACAACUCAGAGCAGAGAACUCCUGGUUGGAAAUUUAAUUUCUGGGAGAUGAAAGGUGUUCCCGUGAGGAUUGAAAUUGGUCCUCGUGAUGUUGCCAAUGGUAGUGUGGUGGUAAGUCGGAGAGAUGUGCCCGGAAAACUUGGUAAAGAUUUGGGGAUAUCUAUGGAGCCUUCAGUGUUGAUAGCUCAUGUGAAGAGCACGUUGGAAGAUGUCCAGGCAUCACUUCUACGAAGAGCUACACUUUUUCGUGACAGAAACAUAGUGGAUGUGAGCUCAUACGAGGAGUUGAAGGAAGCAAUUUCCCAAGGAAAAUGGGCAAGGGGUCCUUGGUCAGCAAGUGAUGUUGAAGAGCAGAAGGUGAAAGAAGAAACAGGAGCAACAAUAAGAUGCUUCCCAUUUGAUCAACCUGAGGGCUCCAAGGUCUGUUUUAUGACUGGUAAUCCAGCUGAACAAGUUGCUAUUUUUGCAAGAUCAUAUUAACAUACAGCACUCAUCUCCUUUCUUUGUUCUCGAGUGCUUGUAUCAUUAAUAUUAUCUUGAUUAUAAAUUCAUUUAUUUCUCCAGACAAGUUAUCCUUUUGAUUAUUAACAGCCAAUAAUGGUAUUAUUAGCAAUUCUAUAAUAUUACACUUCGUUU